This is a messenger RNA of Onthophagus taurus, 514 nucleotides long. RefSeq names its product beta-galactoside-binding lectin-like. NCBI's taxonomy places the organism in Eukaryota, Metazoa, Arthropoda, Insecta, Coleoptera, Scarabaeidae. The record is from RefSeq and is a predicted model, not a curated record. Gene Ontology annotation, molecular function: carbohydrate binding.
UAUUGAUAUAUAAAUCCAAAACAACCGAAUAAAAAUUAGUUCUUUUAAAAUAAUCAAAAUGACUAAUAAUAGUUCUCAAUUUUUAUACACUCCUAUCUGGGGGUCAAAAUUUAAAGUACGCGGGAUUCCGGAUAAAGAUGGUACGAAUAUAGGAAUUAACCUAAUACAUCAUGUAUCUAAUCAACACAUAUUUCACCUAAAUUUUCAUUAUACCAAAAAUUUCAUCAUUUUUGAUACUAUGGAUAUAAAUAAUAAAUGGGAAAGGCAAGAACGCGCUGGAGAUAGUCCUGUUCGGCCAGGAAUAGAAUUUGAAGCAGAAAUUACAUGUAACAAAGAAGAGUAUAUUUUGACGAUUAAUGGGACGUGGACUCAUAAAUUUAAACACAGACAUAAUUAUUUACAUGCAGAUCGUUUAACAAUUGUUGCUAAUAUUGUUUUGUUGGAAGUAGUUCCGAAUGUAAUUACUCCAGAGCCGUGUUCAGUACAAGUGUCAAAAUAAAAUAUUUAAUCGUAA